UGUCUCAGUUUACUCAGAGGUUCAGGAUUUUAGAGGCCUUCAGCUAGAGUUUUAGAUAUAUCGCUGCAAGUUCAUAAGGGUUUUUGCGACAAAGGGGAGAUUUUUUGUGGAAGGGGCCUGAGUCUAAUUGCUGCUUUUAGAUUUACAAUGGAUUGUUCGUCUUGGGUCAACACGUCCUUGGAUCUCAACAUUAGACCUCAUCAUCAUAUGCUUCGCGAAGAAGUUCCCAAAAAGGAGGUGGAAAACAAAUUUUUCUUAUCUGGAAGGAAAUCUUCUGUAAAAGAAGAGUCAUGUCAGACAAGUGGUGCGUUGGAGGAUGAACUGAAGAGGGUGAGUGCAGAGAACAAGAAGUUGACAGAAAUGCUCACUGAGAUGUGUGAGAAUUACGAUGCUCUAAGAAGACACUUGGCUGAAUACAUGAGAAAUAAUCCUCAAAAGGAUACCAACAGCACCUUCCCAUCAAAGAAAAGGAAGCCUGAUAACAGCAGCUACAACAACAACACUAAUAAUAAUUCCAUGGCGAUUAAUGGCACCGCGGAGAGCUGCUCAACUGAUGAAGAAUCAUGCAAGAAACCUAAGGAAGGCACCAACAAAGCAAAAGUUUCCAAAGCUUAUGUCAGGACAGAAUCAUCUGAUACUAGCCUGAUUGUGAAGGAUGGAUAUCAAUGGAGGAAAUAUGGGCAAAAAGUGACCAGAGAUAACCCUUCUCCAAGAGCAUACUUCAAAUGCUCUUUCGCUCCAAGCUGUCCAGUCAAAAAGAAGGUGCAAAGAAGUGUGGAAGAUCAAUCUAUUCUGGUUGCAACUUAUCUAGGGGAGCACAAUCAUCCUCAUCCUUCUCAAAUGGAGACAACAACUGCAUCAGGAUCUAGUCGUUUUGUGAGCCAAGCUUCAGUACCAUGUUCAUCAGCAUCUUUGAGCUCGUCCUCUGCGCCAACAACAAUUGCCUUUGACUUGACAAAAUCCAAGUCCGGCGCCAACAACAUGAAUGCCACUCCCGCCACUCCCGCCAAGAACCCUAAAGCGAAACUCGAUUCGCCAGAAGUCCCUCAGGUUUUAGUGGAACAGAUGGCCUCUUCCUUGACUAAAGAUCCCAAUUUCAGAGCAGCACUUGUUGCUGCUAUUUCGGGGAGAAUAUCCCAAAAGGAUUAAAGACCAGUGGAAUUCCAAAGUUUCUUACUUUAACUGGAUCAUUCUUAAAUCAUGGCCGGGGAUCUCUUUGUUGUAAAUACAGACAAAGGAAGACUAGGACAUGUUCCUCGGUUUGAUCCUUAACGUUGGGAGGGGGGAGGGGAGAUGAUCAAGCUCACAAGGAAAGCCCAAAUCAGACACUCAAAGUUCUUGCAGAAGUCUGUCAAGGUGACUGAAGAGCUCUGUUUCAAGCAGUCUCAUCGUCUCUGAAAGCCACGUCUGCUUCCUUCUCAUCUGCCAUAUUCCAUGUACUCUCCUUUUAAUUACAUAAAUGAUUAAGAAUAGUGAUGCAAAUAUAGAGCUGUUUUAUAUGAAAGCUCAGCUUUAGAUUUUUCAGAGAAAAGAACUAUCAAUAUUUGAAUAUCGAUAUAUAAAAUUGAAUUUAUAUAGGAA
Molecule: messenger RNA, 1581 nt
Organism: Neltuma alba
Lineage: Eukaryota; Viridiplantae; Streptophyta; Magnoliopsida; Fabales; Fabaceae
Product: probable WRKY transcription factor 40
Exons: 5
Coding region: 148-1149 (333 amino acids)
Biological process (GO): regulation of DNA-templated transcription
Molecular function (GO): sequence-specific DNA binding; DNA-binding transcription factor activity
Source: RefSeq, a predicted model, not a curated record